This is a messenger RNA of Rubroshorea leprosula, 455 nucleotides long. NCBI's taxonomy places the organism in Eukaryota, Viridiplantae, Streptophyta, Magnoliopsida, Malvales, Dipterocarpaceae. The record is from the annotation of a GenBank genome assembly.
AAUAACCUCCAUGUCUGGCAAAGCAGUCGCCUUUCUUCUUCAUUUCAGUGACUCCUACUUUCCCCGUUUCUCUGUUCUUUUCUGCACAAUCAAUGGCAUUCGCCUCAAUUUUGGCUACUGAUACAUCUUCGAUCUGGCCGGAAAAGUUGCCGGUGGGCGACAACAAUUCCGGUAAUGGAGGAACAGAAGCGAACAUUCGAUGCGGAGCGAGCUGCUUGAACCAUUCUUCUUCAAGAGUGGCGAUUUCUUCUAGCAUAGUGAUAUCAUAUGUUGGGGACUCAAAUCCUCAAGAACAAGAAGUUAGAGCGGCUCAAGUGGCUAAGCCUGGGAAUUGUGAUUAAGGGAAAAAAUGAGCAAAAAAAAUGUUAACUUCAUUCAUUAUCUGUUUAUAAUAUUAAGGUGAAUGAAUACUAUAAAUUCUUUCGAACUUUUUGAAAUAAGUGAGAAUUUUCACA